AUACUGGUAACCAGAAUUUGUUCAUUUUCAUGGUUUCCUCCUUUCUGUUGAAAUUGUCCAUGUGUUUAUUGUGGAUUUCAGUGGCUUCUCUGCGUAGUUCGACAUGGUGGUUGUUGGCGUGGCACAGCAUUUCUGUGUUCUCAGAUUACAUUCUAUGUCCAGGUUGGUUCAUCACAUGCUCUGCUAUGGCUGUCUUCUCUGGUUGAAUUAGUCUGCAGUGCCUUUUGUGUUCCUUGAUUCGUGUCUGAGUAAUGCUGCUGUGUUUGGAGGUCUCUAUGUAGACUUCAUGGGGCUGUGAUGGCGCAGCAGGUCAAACAGCUAAGCUGCAGAACUUGCUGACAAGAAGGUUGGUGGUUCGAAUCCGUGGAUCAGCUGCAUCAAAAUGGAGGACUAUGAGGUGUUUUGCAAGAGACAGCUUGAACGGAUCCAAGGAGAGUCAGUGAAGAUAAGAAUGUCUCCACUCACUCAUUACAAAAAUAUUUCAUGUAUUAAUUUCAAUGGUGUUCCUGUGCUUUCCCCACUGCUUACUCCUGAGAGAAAAAAGGAACUGCAGCAGGACAGACAAAAGGCUCUAGAGUUAGAAAUCUGGCAGCACAAUUCCAAGAAAAGGAUUCUCUUGAAUCGCAUCCAGGAGAUUGUGGAAAAUGUGCAGAUGAAGAAAUUGGCAAAUCAAAAUAGUACCAAUCAGUCUGAUGCAACAAAUGUUCAUGUGGAUUUAGAUUCAAAAGCGUUGACUGGUUUUGUAACACAAUCAAGCAGUGUUUUGCCAAAUUCCACUCCCCCCAGUGAAUCUGUGGCCUCUAAAAGGGCACUCGAGAUUAAGGCAGCAGAUACAGAUGUUGCACCAAGAGGGAACUUUCUUGAAAGAACUGAAAACAUUACCCCCUUUAAACCAAAGAAUACUUACUAUACCAUUUCUGAAAAGAGAACUUGUCCAGAUGGAGCGUUUUCCAAGCCAGUAAGCCUGUCUCCUUCAAAGGAGACUGAAAAGAAAGAGAGCAUUGAAGUGAUGUCGACUGAUACUGAAAACCGAGACCCUUACAUGAUGAGUCUUCAGAAUCUCUUUAAAAAAUCCAAGGAAUACAUACAGAGAGAACCGGCCAGGCGCAGCUUGCGAAGCAAUUCAAGAAGAAGUUGGAGUGAAAGCCAUUCUGACAAAGAAAACGACUCGGUGAAAACAAGCGACUUGGCAAAAGAGAGAGGCAAGUUAACUGGCAGAAGCUGUGUGGGUUUGACACCUGAUAAAUCGAGUCUUCCUAAAUCCAGCACUUCUCUGCAGACUCCCUCAUCCCCCAAAACUAAUACGAGUGUAAUAGCAUCAUCUAGUUUCUCUAAAGUGGAUAUACCAAUACGAUCUGGAACACCCCCUGUUUUGGAUUCCGAUUCAGAAGAAGAUUUUAAAAAUGCCCUGUUCUUUGAACAUGACAGUAGCAUCUUCCGAAGCUUCACUGGUUCUUAUUCCAAACUGCCAAGUCCCGAGCCUAGUAUGAGCCCCAAAAUGCACAGAAGACGCCCAAGGCCCUCUUCGGUGGGGCAGAUUGUCAUUACUAACCCUGUAUAUGCCUAUGAGUUAAGCCCUAAAGAAAAGGGACGGGCUGCAGGCUUGGCUACACAAGAGGCUGGUGACAGGCAAACUGUAGCUGACCCUAAGCCAAAAUUGGCACCAGACAUUUUUCCUGUUUGCCCCAGCAAUGUUCAUGCUUUUCGCAGAUAUUCCUUGGAGAUCUCUGAUGAAUUAAUGGUUGGCAGAUGGAACCAGGUGAGGCCACUAUCGGCUGGUCAGCAAGAAAACAGGAGAUCCCUGAUCAGUUCCACAGUAGAGGGAGAAUUGUCUUUCCAUAGUGAAGAGCUAUCACGUUCUUGCCUUUCGGAAUCUACCUUGGCAGGGCUACAUUCAGGUGACCGCUCUGCUAUGAGGCAAAACCAAGCCAAUGCCAGCAGCGGUAAGCAAGACAGCAUGCUGGACAAAGCCAAAUCCAGUGUGCCUGUAGAACUCAAUAAAUCAUAUGAUGUCGAAAACCCAUCUCCUUUACUCAUAUCAACACAGCAGAAGCCACAGAUGGAUGUUUCAGAUGUGUCUUUUGCAGACGAGCAGGUAUUCGAUGGUGGCUUGGAAAAGGUGAAACGGAGGCUUGAGCUGGAUGCAAACAACAUGCAGAAGGAAAACAUGACUUGUUCCAUGAUUACAGAAAUAGAUGUGCAAAAGAAGCAAUGGCUACAUGAUCAGAACAGUUCUUUUGGUACCAAGAAAGAUGCAGAAGAACAACAUGCCGGUGACGAAAUUCUAAAACAGAAAAUGUUGGCUUUUGAAGAACUGAAGAAGCAACUUGAAGAGCAACAUGCUCAGCAACUCUCGCUGCUAAUAGCUGAGCAGGAGAGAGAACAAGAGAGAUUGCAGAAGGAAAUAGCAGAGCAGGAGCGAAGACUGAAAUGUGAGAAGACUGCUGUGUCCGAAAUGGGAAUUCCUGUGGCCACCAGUGGCAUUGACUGGGAGUGGAGGAAGGUCACUGACAUCCACUUGUUGGAAUCUGUGUUCCCUCGAGUGGAAACACUCCAUGGCGCAAACUCAGAGAAUGCUGGCCUCACCAAUGCUGCUGCAACUGGCUCAGUUGCUGACUCCCCAUUCUACCUUUGGGAACCACCAGCAAGUGGAAAGUCCAUUACAGCAUCCCGGGCUGUUAACAGAAGCAAAAUGAGAUGGUCUCAGGUGUAUAGUCCUGAAAUGAAAAGAAAGUUGAAUAAGAUCUCUGCUUUGGCAAAGGGAUUCUUAACUCGGAGACUCUUGCAAACAGAGAAGCUGAAGCACCUUCGGCAAACUGUGAAGGACACAAGAGAGUUUAUGAAAAACUUCCAGUCAGAAGCUCCAUUGAAGAGAGGAAGUGUUUCAGCUCAAGAUGCCAAUCUGCAGGAGCGGGUGGCCGCUCAGCUGCGAGCAGCAUUGUAUGAUAUUCAUGAUAUUUUCUUCACAAUGGAAGUGUCUGAGAAAAUGAGCAUCCUGUAUCACGAUCGAGAAGUUCGCAAAGAAAAGAUGCUCCGCCAGCUGGAUAAAGCCAAGACAACAAGAGAGAGAGUGACCCUUUCUACAGCUACUCAGAAGUCUCUGGAUAGAAAGAAAUACAUGAAGGCUUCUGAAAUGGGUAUGCCAAACAAAAAGAUGAUUGUGAAGCAAAAAUCCCCAGAGAGCAGAGUUCUUCAGCCAAAUCAAGGCCAGAAUGCUCCCAUUCAAAGACUCCUUUCCAGACAAGGAACCCCUAAGGCCUCAGUGAAGGGGGCUGAGCAAAAUAGAAAGAAGCCCUCAGAGAGCAGAGUGUCUAACAAGGCACUUUCAGGAGUAUAUGCAGGAAAAAUCCAAAGAAAGAAGCCAAAUGUUGUGACAACUUAAGAAGACAGCAUUCGCUUGGAUAAGAGUUUGCUUUGAUUUUUUUUCUUUAACAAAUCUCCAGCACCCCCUGCUGAUUAUUUAGAUAUAAAGAGAUGGUGAAUUGAAUGAAAAUAAUAACACUUUAUUCUGCAUGUUUCCCUCCUCCUGUGAAUGUUGUUUCCUUUCCCCAAAACAACAUAAAUUGCAUACUCUUAGGAAGAAUAACAUCUGAUUUUUACGCAAAA
This is a messenger RNA of Anolis sagrei ordinatus, 3606 nucleotides long. It is a transcript of the gene CCP110, whose product is annotated as centriolar coiled-coil protein 110. Gene Ontology annotation, biological process: ciliary basal body organization; centriole replication; regulation of cytokinesis. Lineage: Eukaryota; Metazoa; Chordata; Lepidosauria; Squamata; Anolidae. Gene Ontology annotation, cellular component: centriole. The record is from RefSeq and is a predicted model, not a curated record.